AGGCUCUCGGCUUAUCCUCCUCUUCGUCUCAAGAUGAAGUUCUUUGGUUGGGUGCAAAAUAAGCUUAAUGGGAAACCAGGGAGCAGUAAAUCCCAUACAGUUCCUACUACUAAGCACAUGAAACAAGAGGCUCGACAAGAGUUCAGUGAUUGGCCUCAUGGAUUGUUGGCAAUAGGAACAUUUGGUAACAAUAAUGACAUUCCCGAAAAUCCUGGAUCCCGAAACAUCACCCGACGAGAUACGUUCGAUAUUGAAGAGGAACAGGAGCCGUCUUCGUCCGAGGAUUUACACGAAUUUACACCCGAAGAAGUCGGGAAACUAGAAGAGGAAUUAACCAGACUCUUGUCCCGAAAACCCGCUCCCGAUGUUAAAAAGGAAGUGGCAAAUUUACCAUUGGAUAGGUUUCUCAACUGUCCAUCGAGCUUGGAAGUUGAUAGGAGGAUUAGCAAGGCACUUUGCAGUGAUUCGGGAGAUAAAUCGGAUCAAGAUGACAUUGAUCGAGCCAUCAGUGUCAUUCUGGGCAGAUGCAAGGACAUUUGUGCCGAAAACAACAAGAAAUCCAUUGGGAAGAAAUCCAUUUCUUUCCUCUUGAAGAAGAUGUUUGUUUGCAGCAGCGGAUUUUCACCUGCCCCGAGUAUCAGAGAUACACUGCAGGAAUCAAAAAUGGAGAAGCUUUUGAGGGUAAUGCUCCGCAAGAAGAUUUACAAUCAAAAUCCUUCUCGAGCAUCAGCCACAAAGAAAUAUUUACAAGACAAACAAGCACCCAGGAAGCAAAAUAAUGAAGAAGAAACCCAGGGGAGAAAGAGUGAAGAUGGAUAUAAAUGGGUGAAGACAGAUUCUGAGUAUAUUGUUCUGGAGAUCUAAAAGCACAUAGAUUUGCAGGUUCCUAUGUUCUAUAAUCUAGGAUUCAAGAACAUGAAAUGUACCACGACUGAAAAUUUCAGAUCAUAUCUAUGAAUCGA
This is a messenger RNA of Hibiscus syriacus, 962 nucleotides long. Its product is annotated as protein NEGATIVE GRAVITROPIC RESPONSE OF ROOTS-like. The coding region runs from base 34 to 864 and encodes 276 amino acids. NCBI's taxonomy places the organism in Eukaryota, Viridiplantae, Streptophyta, Magnoliopsida, Malvales, Malvaceae. The transcript is spliced from 5 exons. The record is from RefSeq and is a predicted model, not a curated record. Gene Ontology annotation, biological process: gravitropism; regulation of growth.